CAAAUUUAUGUCAAGUCUCGUUGAUAAUGAGAAUGCAUGAUAAUUAACGAGAUUUUAUCGCCAUUUUCUUGACUUCCCGGAUUGAUGAUGCUGUAUCGUAAAUAUUUACAUUUUUCCAAUCAUGAAGUUUGAAUGCAACUGAUGAUUGUACAACAUGCCUUUCAUUCAGCGAGGUAUAGAACCAGUCAAUGUCAGCCAUGUUGAGGUUGAUAAAUCGGUAGCUAACGAAUUGGAAUGUGUGACCAACCACACCCUGAGUUCUGUCAUUCAACAGCUCAGCAGCCUCAGUCACCAUGCUGAGGACAUGUUUGAAGACCUUUCAAAGGAGGCCUCUAACUUUUUGGGGAGAGCCAACCAAUUACAAAACCGUAUUGAUCAUCUAAGAGAUAAAGUGAAACAGCUAGACGCAGAAAGAGAGCAAGUUUCCUUACAAGACAUACAUUUAAGAAAACCAUACAAAAGUUCAAAUCAACAUGAUCAACAGGUUGUUUCCAGGGCAACGAUACCAAAAUCUAUACAACAGGCAUAUAUUGAAUGUACAAGACCUCCUGCUUUGGAGAAACUUAAUGAGUUCAGAGAGGAUGGCAAGGACAGUAUGAAGUUUUACACAGAUCCUGGAUACUUCUUUGAGUUAUGGUUCUCAGAUAUACAGAAAGAUAUAGAACAAAAGAAAACAGAAUACAAAGCAAAACGAAAGAAGCAAAGGCCUAAAGAAACGAAAACAAGAGCAAAACCUAAAGAAAUUAAAUUAAUCAAAGAAAAAUAUAAAGACAGAGCACAAGGAAUAGAAUUUAGUUCAGAAUAUCAGAAUCCCCAACAAAUAUUGAAAGGAUUACCUUCCUCUAAUGCGACUUCUUUAUCUAGUGCUGACAUUCAAAAUAAACCUUCUCAAAACCAUGUUUCAUCGCCACAGCAACAGAAUGAUAUAGAUCCUAGAUAUUCACAGGCACAUGCGAACAAAAAGUCACAGUAUAUGAAUGGUCCAAACGAAUUACCAUCACCUCAGGACCCACGAAUUAGUCAGAUGUCACAGCAGCAUCAACAAUAUUAUGAUCCAAACUUACCAGAUCAUCCUCAACAACAUCCCAGUCAUCUACACCUUCAGCAGCAACAUCAAAGAGGAUCACGAGCACCGUCAAUGAUCAGUCCUGCUAGACCGCAGCAAGCUCCUCCUCCUCCUCCGCCUUUUGAUCCAAACAGUGACAGGAUGAGAGGGCAAAGAGACAGUUUGCCACCUCCUCCUCCCCCGCCCCCAUUGGAUUCUGACAGUUAUAAUCAUAAGUCAUACACGCCAAGUCCGCAGAUGACUAGAAACCAACAAAUGAAUUAUGACGCAAGAGGGGAAUCACCGCAAGGAGGCUCACCAGUACGACAGCCUAGUAGUUAUUCUUCUAGUCCCUCGAGGCGAACACCAGAUCAUCUACCUCCGCCACCCCCUCCUCCUCAAUUCAUGCCAGACACACCAAUAGAAAUUAUGCCCCCACCUCCAAUUUCUCCACCACCAAUGGAUGGAGGUGCUCCCCCACCCCCUCCUCCUCCUCCCCCUCCUCCACCACCACCCCCAGCAAUGUCAAUGCCUAAUGGACAUGUGAGAGCACCUUCUGAUGGGGUGUCCAUAUCAUCAACUAAUAGUUCGUCAACGAUAGGAAGGACAGAAGUUGAGCAACCCCCUGCACCAGUGGAAACGGAAAGAAGUGCUUUAUUAUCAGAAAUUAGAAUUGGGGAUUGGAUGUCAAAGUUAAGAAAAACAGAAGAGAGAAAGAGAAAAGAAGAACAAAAGAAAACACCAUCAGGACGAUUUGAUGUGCAUUCAAUUAUGAACCGGGCAUUUGAAAUGAGAAGGAAAGCAAUGGAAGCUAGUGAUAGUGAGGGUGGGGAAGAGGACUCAGAUGAUAACGGGGAAGAUGAAUGGGACGAAGAUUGAUAAAAAAAAAUGUGAAAUUAGAAAUUUUUAAUGAAAUUUGUGAAAAUUCUUUGAAAUUGUCAUGGAAUUAUUUUAAACGAUAUACUAUAGAUGCACCUGGUAGGAAGUGUAAAUGAGAUGUGUAUACAUGUGAACUAUCAAGCCUGUCUUGUUGAGAUAUUUGAAUAAGUAGGUACAAAGGACGCAUGAAAAGCUCUGCCUAAAAUUUGUAAAUUCGUAGAUAAUGGUUAGCUCUGAAGUCUAAUGCAUGUAUGAAAGUAGUGUUGAAGAGCUGUCAGAUUAAUUGACUUGCAUAUGAGAAGCAUUAAUUGUAAAGGGAUGUGAUUUUCUGCCAAUACAAUGCCUCUCAUCCUUAUCUGUCUGGUAGCUAUUAAUCUGAAAUAUGUCUUUGCAAUAUUGUGAAUUUGAAAGCAUAUUAUUGAAAGACUAUGUACUGUGAAUGUACGAGCGGAAAGUUAAAAGUCAUGAUUAUCUGAUUAUUUUCUCUUCAUUGAAUAAUGUAUCAAAAUAAUAUGUUGAGUCCCUUUCUGAUGACAAGGAAAAUUUAGAAAUUUAAUACUUUUUUAUCAAAAUUUAACCUGAAUAGGGAAAUUGACUUGAAAAUAGAAUUAUCAAAAUAUGGUUGACUUUCUUUGAAAAUAUUGGUUAAGUGUCAAUAUUUCAAGAUUUCAGCAAAUGUAGAAAGAAUUGCUGUCAUUUAUUUAGCCCUAAGAGUUUGCUCAAAUACAGUUAGUUGUAAAGAAUUAUUAAAGUAGUUGGCUUUUACAGUCAUUCUAUUUAAUAAGCCUUGUGUAUGUGAUAGUUGUUUUCCUCAAUUGUAGUUUGAAUGUGAAUUUAUGCUCUCAUUUGUACCAAACUUGCAAAGAAAGACAAAAGCAAUUUUUAAAAAAAACUCCUAGUUACUAAAUAGUAGACCCCUAUUAAAUGGUACUUAUGUACACUUGAUUUUUUUUAAACAGAUAAUAUUUCUUGAUAAUUAUGAAUGGCAGAGGUAAUAAAUUGAUGAAUAUAUGUAAUUUUUGAAGCUCAGAAGUCCAGAUGUCUGUUCUUAACCCUUUAACAAAAGAAUUGUUUAAACUAUGUUAUAAUUAUUAUAUUUCUGUUACAGAAAAUAUCUAAAGUGGAUUUUAUAUAAAAUUGUGUAAACAGGGCAUGUUGAUAUAUAGUUAUUAAGUUCAUGUAUUGCAACUACAAUGUAGUUUUAUAUAGACCUACUCUGUACAUUUAUAACUAAACCCAACUAGAUGUAUACAGUUAAAAUUAUUUAUACAAGUUAUAUAAAUUUUAAACAUUGCCAUGAAGCUUAUUGUUAUUAAUUUUUUUUUGCCUUUUUUUGAUAAAUAAAAAUAAAUAUAAAUGCAUGAAAAUGCUCCUGCCAGUAGAAGCUUAACGUUGCAAGGGUACUAUCAUUAUUAUCAUAUGUAGCCAAAAUAUUGUCUUUGUAUACUAAAACGUAUAUGACUAGUUCAAAUUAUACAAGUGAUGUUUUUACACAAGUUGAAGUACUUAAAUAUAGUUGUUUUAAGUUUUGGUUCAAAAAUUCAUGAAAAUCUGGUUUAUGUUGGCCUUGGUUUACACAUAUUUUAUUCUUAGAUGUUUAAAAUCCUUCAAACGCAUCAGUACAUCUGUAACAGUAAGUGCAGAAUAACUUUCUCUGUAAAACAUAAACAACAGUAAUGAUGCAAUAUCGUUUGAAAAUGAUAAUUAAACUCCAUUUAGGUCGUCCAUUGAUGAUUGCAAAUCUUCAAAUACAGUACUGUAAUUUCUUGAUUUUAGUGCAGUAACCCUACAGUAUAGGAUGAUUUGUUGCAAUGUACAUGUAUUACUGUCAUAUUUUCAUCAUACUACAAAUGUCUGUUGUUAUAUCUCAUAAAAAUUGUGAUUUCAGUUGGAAAGUAUUAAUGAAAAAACUCAGGGGAUAUCUUUUUGUCUUUAGGAAAAGCACUUACAAUAAAGGAAAAAUACUAUAGAUUAGUGGAUAGAAUAAGUGUCUUAAGUCAUGGUUCUAUGUCUAUUAAGAAUAGUAGUCUCAUGGAAUGUUCUUAUAUUUCACUGGCCAGAAAGUAGGGCUAAUUGUCAUUUUCAUCUCUCCAAAUUUGUAUUUUUGUUGAGUUAAUGUGCAUGCUCAUCGUUUUGUCAUAAAAUUGAGUGAUAUAUGUGUGUAAUGUGUGAAAAUUGUGUGAUUUAUAUAUGCAAAGUGCUACUGUUAUGUAAUGGUACUAAUUAAGACUAUAGUUAAUUGAUUUAGGUAAAGGAUUUAAAUAUUUUCCACAAACUUCAAAUUUUUAAUUAACACUGUGAAAGAUAAAGAAAACUCUUAACAUUUAUUACUGAUUUAGUAAAUACACUAAUUAUUUCUACCUAUUUUUUUGUGUUUUUCCUUUGUUUGUUAUACAUUGGUGCUUAUUUCUCUAUUUUUAAAUACUGAUUGAUUUCAUUUUCUUUCAUUAAAAAUAUUUUCAAUAUGAGAGCAAGUUUUCCUCUAUAGUGUCCCAGGGUUCUUUUUUCCAUGGACAUAUUUCUGAAGGAGAAUUUCAAAAUGGAACAUUUCCAAUAAUCUUUAUAAUGUAUAAUAUUUAGAUAAUAAUUUGAUAAAAGGGACCGAUCAGCAAUGUUGUUUAGUAAGAAAACAGAGAAAUAAAGAAGGCAAUUGUUUUUUACCCUACAAAAAACAAAUCUAUUAUAUAACUUUUUAAAGAUUCUAAUUCUAUUUAUAGAAUAACAUUAAAGAUCUCUGGCAUUGUGCAAUUAAAAAAAAACAAAGAGAUAACUCUAUUAGAAACUAACUUUAUAACUUCCCUUUAAAGUCUGAAUUUCCAUUCUUUGUGCUAUAGAUUAUACUGAGUUGUGUCUUUUAUAGGUCUUUUACUCUCUCAAUAACUUUGGAAGUACUUACAUUUUUUUUUUCUAUUUUGUUUAGUUUCUUCUGAAAAAUUGAUAUCACAAUCUCAAUUUUUUUUUAUAUUCAAUAGAACUGAGCAGCCGUCUUAUAAUUCCAUGUCACUUGUUUUGAAUUUUGUUCCGUUUCAAUUGUUUUGUUUGUUUGUUUGCAUUGUUUUGUUUACUGCUGCUUAUCAAGUGAACACUAGAGUCUUCCUUCAUUGUACAAAGUUGUAUAUAUAGAGAAGUAUAGAUAUAGAUAUAUAUAUAUAUAAAACAUCUUAUUUAACAAGUCAUGUGCAAUAUUUGUCUUAUUGAUGUGUACAUUAAUAAAGAUGUUAGAUUUGAAAUUGUAGAAGUCUAACUUUCAUAGUGCAAAGGUCAAAUCUGUGUAAGUUAAUUUUCCCUUACAUAAAAAGGAAGGUAUGAACUAAUAAAUUUGAUAAGGAACAAAACCAAUAACAUGAUUUAUUGAAAUAAAAUACGGACACAGAAUUGUUUAUUUUAAUUACAAGCAAUUUUUUUCUCGAUUAUAUGAGGUUUAUCUAAGAAAAGUUUACUUUGAUAGUUAAUUUAAUGUUUAAAAGAAUAUUUACUUUUGCAAUAAUAUACAUUUAAUUGUUCAAUUCAAUUUCCAGCACUUUGAUUGUAUUUUUCUAUAAUGUUUCCAUCAGUCAGUCCUUUUCAUACAUUCAUGCUAUAGUUUUAGUUUUUACAUUUUCUUUACUUUUCUUACAAGGAAUGUUUUAUUAUUGUAAAGUUUUGAAUUGAAAUAAAGUUAAAAAGCACAGACUCGAAAGAAGUCUAAUAGAGACUUAAGUUUGUGAGAAAAUUUUUUUUCCAUAAUUUUGAGACCUACAUUUUUUUUGGUACUAUAAUAUCAAAGAUUUAAGGAGAAGGAUUCCUAAAAACAGUGUCAAUUGGAAAUAUUAUAAAAAAGUUAUCAUGUGUAUUCAUUUUUUUUUAAUUUUCAAUAAACAGUUGUAGGUGUGUGCUUUAUAAAUUAUAUCCAUGGUGGUGUUGUUUUAUGACUCUAUCAAAUAACUACACACUUUCACAGGAUGUUUUAAUCACAUUAUUUAAGUCUUAAUUAAGAAACAAACACAAAACCACAGAGGAACCGCACCCCUGCAGUUGGUUAAUAUGAAGAUAUAAAAAGAAAUCAAUCUAUGAAUAACAGAAUUUUGUCUCUGUAUUGUAGGUUAAAGCAUAAUACCAGCUUCUUUCCCCUAUCUUGUACCACCCCUUUCCAUACAAGUAAAUAGAUAAUUGUGUGCUAUCUUUCCUGAUUAUUUAAUAUUUGGAGGCUCUGUAUUUGAAUCAUGUAUUUUGAUUUUUGACAUACACAUUUGAAAAAGUUGAAAUCUCAUUUUGAAUUUAAAAAAAUACAAAUUGAAUUAAUGAAUUGUGCAAACCAUACUUAAAUGGAUAUGAAUUUACGGAAAUUUUCAUGUGGGAAGACAUUUCCAGUGUAGAUUUAAAAUUGAAAUUUUCUGAUAUAAUAAAAAUACAGAUAUGUUAUAAUUUAGUUAGCACAUACCUAUAUCAGAGAUAACUUGUCCAUGUGGUUUAGUAUACCAUCAUUACAAAGUCAUAUCUUAUAAGAAAUCAUUUGUAUCAUUCAUAUCAUCUAAUCAUAGAUUUUGCAAAUCAUUCCCUGUGAAUUUUGUGAAAAUUUAUUGUGAUAUUAGUGUAGCAUUAAUAAUAACACAAUUCAAUCUACCAUGGAAUAAACAUGGUAUAUCUUUUUUUCUUCGUUUUGCAUAUUUGCUCACCUUUAUAAUAGUAUUAUAUUAAAUUAUACUUGUAUUUACACAAAAAUAGCAGGUUUUCUGUCAUAAUACUUUGCAAUUUUCAAUUUCAAGUGUAAAUUUGUUUUUUAAAUUCUAAGAAUGCGUUGCCUACAACUUAGUUAUGUUUGAUAAUCUACCAUAAUUUUAAAUAUUUGGAAUAAACCUAAAAUUAUAGAGUGAUGAAUAACCAGGAGCAAAAAAAAUCAGGACCCAACAAUUAAAAAAUUCUGGGACAGUAUUUUCUUCAUACUUCAAAAUAUUCAUACAAGAUGUUAAAAUGACAUAUACAUUUUUCAUAAUCAGACUUACAUGUAUUUGUACUAUUUAAUAUAUUUUACACUGAAUAAGGAUAUUUAAGUAAUAUUAUAUAAUAUAUAGAUUAUUAUAAAAAGGAUAUUAUUUUCUGUGGUUUUAUAAUUCAAUUUCACAGAAACCAAGAAUUUAAAAACUUUUCAAAUUCACAUUAAGUAUAAAAACAAGUAUUGUCUACAAUUGCUUUACCAAGCUUUCACCAAUAUCAAUAUCUGAGAUGCAUGUUUUUGAAACUGGAUAGAACAGCUGCCAGCUUAUACUUUUAUUUGACUAUUGUUGAUAUUCUGGUAUGUGCUUGUAAGAACACUUAAACCUUUUUCUUGCAGGAAGCCUAUUAAGGUUGAAAUUGGGAAUCAUUUCAGUCUGAGGCUUUCAGUUGUUCAUUUUAAAAUGUCUGUAGUUAUCAUUAUUAUUGAAUAAGUAAUUAGUUGCUAUAUGUGGCCAUAACAUUAAAAUUAUAUAUGAAUGUUAUUGUACAUUAAAUUUGUACAUUUUGUAUAGACUUGUGCUGUAAUAAUAAAUGCUGCUUACAAGGAAA
Molecule: messenger RNA, 7447 nt
Organism: Mytilus trossulus (common blue mussel)
Lineage: Eukaryota; Metazoa; Mollusca; Bivalvia; Mytilida; Mytilidae
Product: actin-binding protein WASF2-like
Exons: 7
Coding region: 155-1924 (589 amino acids)
Biological process (GO): actin cytoskeleton organization; positive regulation of Arp2/3 complex-mediated actin nucleation
Cellular component (GO): SCAR complex; cytoskeleton
Molecular function (GO): Arp2/3 complex binding; protein kinase A regulatory subunit binding; actin binding
Source: RefSeq, a predicted model, not a curated record